Messenger RNA from Achroia grisella, 5864 nucleotides. Its product is annotated as protein tramtrack, beta isoform-like. Gene Ontology annotation, molecular function: protein binding. The coding region runs from base 39 to 1274 and encodes 411 amino acids. Lineage: Eukaryota; Metazoa; Arthropoda; Insecta; Lepidoptera; Pyralidae. The transcript has 7 exons. The record is from RefSeq and is a predicted model, not a curated record. Gene Ontology annotation, biological process: regulation of transcription by RNA polymerase II. Gene Ontology annotation, cellular component: nucleus.
UUUUAUAAUUAUUCUGAAUGUUCGUAUAACAAAUAAGUAUGGCAAAUCAGGAGAUAAGUCUCAAGUGGAAUGGCUAUCAGAACAAUAUAUUGACAAAUGUGAAAGAACUCUUUAAAGAUGAAGGUUUAUCUGAUGUGACUUUGGUUUCCGAGGGUCUCAAUUUUAAGGCCCAUAAAGUGAUAUUAUCCGCCAAUAGUACUGUAUUCAGAACUAUAUUUCAGCAAAACCCCCACAAGGAUCCAAUUAUAGUCCUUCAUGAUAUUAACGCGGACUCCCUGAGGACAUUAUUAACUUUUAUGUACAAUGGAGAAGUGAAUGUUACGGAGGAAUUUUUGCCUGUUUUACUAAAAACUGCUGAGACAUUGAGAAUCUGUGGUUUGUCAACAGGCAAUGAUGCAGCGCGUGAAGCUGAAAAGACUCCCACUACACAAGCAAAGAAACGCAAAAAAAGUGAACAUGAAGACAACAAUAACAAGACUAAGAAAUGUUCUUUAAUGCCUAAAACUGAUGCUGUGAUUAAUCUUAGUGCUAGUUCAGAUCUUAUUCAAAAUUCCAAUAUUAUACCAAAAGUAGAACCUAUAGAUUCCCCACUAACAGAUUAUUCAGAAGAAAAUACAAAUGACACGGACAUAGCUUUACUUGAUGAUAGCCUUGAAAAAAAAUAUUCCAUAAACUCAGAAACAUUCUCCAGCAAAUCUAUAAGCAUGUCAAGAGACAACCGUAAUGUUAAGAAGUGGAUUAACGAAGUAAGUAGUACACAGCCCUGUCUGAAUAUAGCCAAUGAAAAGAGUAACGGUACAGAUUCAAAUGAUGAUGAUAAGGACAGUAUUGAGAUUGACAAGGAAGUUGAAACAGUGUUGCAAAGUGGCACAAUAGUUGAAUCCUUAAGUAUAACAACGGAAAAUCUGAAUUCUAUAUCCAGUGAAGCGCAGAUUUGUAAAGAUAAAAAUACAUGCUAUGCCAAUCCAUCUUUUCCUUGCCCAUUUUGUCCACGUGUCUACAACAGUUGGGGUUAUAGAAGGAGACAUGUAAAAUCCAAGCAUGUGACAAACAGGUUAUCUUGCAAGUGGUGUGUCUCUGUCUUGGCCUCGACCGGAGCGUGGUAUUCGCACGCCACUCGCGUCCACGGUGUACCCCACGAAGAAGCUCGGAACUCUCUAGUCGUGAUGGUAGAAGCACAUGCAGUUCUAACUCUGAACGAACCCAGUGUAGCACAGUUGUUGGGACAAGUUGGUAUGGUUGAAGGCACGAACAUAACAGAGAAGAGUAACUAGACAAGUGACAGACUAACCCAUGUCUAGUGAAUCGAUCCAUAAACAUGAAAAGAACAAAACGUCGGGUCGUUGCUACAUUGUUCUAUCUUAUCUACAUGGAAACGACUCUCCGGACUCUCUAUCGACAUAUUAUUUUACCACUUGUGUAUGUUUUGAAACUUUUUUCACGGUUGUUUAUACCCAUAUCCUGAUAAUAUUAUUUAAGAACUCCAGAUAUUUAGAAUUUUGUUUUAUAAUUUAUAGUUUCCAAAUCGAUCAAUUUGUGUUGUGUGUAAUAAAACCGACUGAAAUUAAUCUGGAAUAUAAAUCUGAGUACAUAUGUAUGAUCUAAAACAAUCUCUAUGAAUUAUUGGCCUACAAAUAAAAUGUGAUAUUUAUAAAUAGAUCUGUUUGAAGCAUACUUAUUUAGAAACAGAUUUUUGCUAAUAUGAUGGCAUUAGUGGACUUUUGUGUAGUUGGAUGGUAUGAUAUACUUCUACUUAUUUUUUUACUGCUAUAAAAUUGAAAGAUAUUUAAAACUAUUUUUAAAAGGACACAUUUGAUUUUGUAAUGACAUAAAACAAACCCCCGUGAUUAAUAUAGGAUUUUUUUAUUAUCAUAAAAUUAAUAAUUAUAAAUUUUAAGAAUUGAAUAUAUACACAAUUACAAGGAUGUAGUUAGGAACUUAAAAUGAAAGAGGUAUAUUUUUAAAAGAAAUGAUAAAAUCGAAGAUUCAAACCUCUUGUUUUGAAGAAUGGUUUGAAUUUUAAGUCAUGCGAACUUUAAAUACUUUUCCUUCACUCCAAAAUGCAAAUAGUCUUUAUUAAAAUUGUACAAUAUUUAGAAAUUUACAGUGUGAUAUAUGCAUACUAUAUAAGUAAAUACUUACGUGAAAUGACGACUACAGACAAUUAAUUUAAACAUUCUUAAAAAGGGACAGUUUAAAACUAACAAAUAAUUUAUUUUUAUAAAAUUAAAUUAAAUAAUAGAACCUUUGUAGGGCCCUAAAUUAAUGUAUGACGAUGACCAAAUACACUUAUUGGUCCUAAUUUUUAACUGUUUUCAAUAAAAACAUUACAUAUAGCUAAACUAUAAGUUAUUAUAUAUGCGUAACUGUAUAAUGUAUUAAAAAAUGCAAUUAAUUUUAUCAUAUAGUCGCUCAGGAUUACUGCGAUAGAUUUUCGUUUUAAUCUUAUAUACUGCAUGGUAGAGAUUUCAAUGUAUAUACAGGUUAGUUAUACAGAGUGUACGAUUUAAAGGCUAGUGAUAAUUCAUGAAACUAAACAAAUCUUCCCAAGUAGUAAAGUGGAUAUUAGAAAAUAUUUAUUAAAACCAGUGAUCAAUUUAAUAUGAAAUAUUUAAAAAAUAUUAUGCAGAUUUCUAUUUUGUUUUUCGUUUAGUUUUGUCAGUAUUCUAUCUGGCUUUUGACUUGUAUACUCUUUAGGAAUUCCUGUAUAUGUUAUGGACUAAGUAAUUAUUAGGACAUUGCUUAUAACGUCAACACAAAAGGUAUGUUUUACAAGUCGUCUGUGUGGGCACCUAUGUCUUAUCUACUUCAGCCGACAAGCGUGUUUUGUAAUGUCUGUUUCAGUUGAAGCUGUUUUUAUAUGGCAGUAUAAUUACAGGAGGAUAACAUCUGAAUCUUCCGGAAUAGCAACGGAUGAAGGAUGGCAAGGGCUUCGCAUGAUGACGUAUUAUACGUGGUUCUGUUUAUAUAGUCACGUUGCUACUUAUCAGGCGGGCUAUCUUGCCAUUUCAAUUACACUAAAAAAAAUACAAAAUCUUAUAUCUUUUCACCUCACACAAUGAGGUGAGGUGAAAAGAUAUAAGAACAUAGUCUACUUAUACUUGUAAUUAUUUAUAUUGGUUACAUAUUCUAAAUAAUGCCCUGAUGAAUCACUUGGUCCAUGAUAUAUAUGAUUAAAAUUAAGUUAUGACGUGUCUUAAAUAUGAUUACGUUGUGAUGAUCUCAAGUAAGGCGUUUGGUUAAUUUACAAUAUUAAUUUAAUAAGAUUCAUUAUCCAAUUUCCAUUUAACAUUAAAUAGUAUUAGAUAUAUUUCUUAUUUUUAAUGAUAAAUCAUUAGUUUUUUAAUUAAAGAUAUUUUCUAAUUUUAGAUUUAAUUUAAUUGUGACGAUAUUUUAUACAUUACAGUUGACAAGUCAGUAAGGGAUAUCCAAUUAAAACGUGAGGCAAUUUUGAUAAUUUAAAAACCCCUUCAUUCCUUGGUGAGGUGUUAUGAGAUAAACUUUACUUCCUUGCUUAAUUCUCACCUGAAAAUUUCUGCGUUCGACUGGCCCGAACUAAACAAUUUAGAUGCCACAAUAAUAUUUGUUGCAUAACCACAAUAAAUAUUAUUGGGUGAGAUUCAAACAUAAUUCGGUUGUUUUAGGUAUUUAAUUGAUCUUGUUUUCUGGUAAUAUUUUACAAUAUUUUGUGGGAACUAAAAUGGUCAUGUUUGCUUCAUAUUAUUGAUGGAUGCCCCUGAAUGGAAGCAUUGGAUAUUGAUAUUAAUAUUGUUGGUAUGCUUUUACUACGUAAUCAAUAGUAGGACAUGAGUUGUCAGUGCCUUCUACUCGUCCAUACGUCAUGUAUAUGUAUUAAUUAAGUGCAUACAGUCCAUAAUGACUAUAUUAUUUUUCUCGUACAUGAUUAUUUUUGUUUACUAAAGAAUACUGCUUCUAGCAUACUUUCUAUUAAGGCAUUCAAGUAACGUAUUUUAAUUUUCUUCAUUAAAAAUAAUGAAAGAUAAAAACAAAUCAUAAUAAUUCAUAGCUUUUAAACUUCGAUUAUCCAAAUUCAAAUACUUAAAUAUGGAUAAUCGAAGUAUAAAAGGUAUGAAUAAUAUAUAUUACUAAGUACGAGGUACUCUUAUAUUACCUUAUAAAGAGAUCUUCUAUAUAAUAUGUAUUUUUAUAAAAGGAUUUAUGAUACGGAAUUUUUUACACGUAUUAUAUCAGCAUUGUGGCCUAUAAAUGCACAGCAAAUAAUGUAUUACCAUGUCACUUUUUAUAUUAAUAGUAAUAUGAAUAUAUUAAUGGUUUGAGUAAUAAUAUGCGAAUGGUUUCGGAAUCAGUAGAUUGAAAGAUGUUUUCGAGGUGUGUGUGUGUGUGUGACAGAAGAAAUAUUGACUGAAUUCAUAGAGCUUAAGAUAUGUCUAGGUUAAGAAAAUGCUGGUAUUUUUAUAUGCUUUUAGAUUAUUUUCUAAUAUUACUAGUUGUAAGUCAAUUAUUAAGAUAUUUGGCAAUAAAUUUAGGAUGUGAUUGGUACUAAAAAGAAAGUUAUAUUGAAAUCGUGUAUUGGCAAUGUUCAAUAAUAUAUAUUAUUAUUAUAAAUUCUAAAACAUAUAAAAGAGAUUAAUUAAAUAAUAAGAAAAAUCCGGGGAUAAAAUGGUAUAUUUUUGUAACUUAUUGUACUAGAUAUUUUGGUAUUGUUUGAAAGCAUUAAAAUUACAACAAAAAGGCAGUUGUGACUUUGUGAUUCUAAUAAACAAUACAAUAAAAUGUAUUACCGUAAUUUAAUAUGUAAGUAUUAAUAUGUAAUAGUUGGUAUCUAAUGCAAUGUUCUUAUGAAUAACAUAUCGAUUGUACAAAUAAUUGUGAAGAGCUUCAAAGAAACAGGACUCAUACAUACAUUAUAAUUACCAUUCUGCGCAAUCGAAGGAUAUUUUGUCAGUAGCUACAAAACUGAGUAUUUGCAAGGACACGUGUAUAUGUUAUAGCGUGAAAUAUUAUUCUAUUACAAGUUUGUACGCCGAGAAUUUCCCUCGAUUGCGCAGGUUUAAAGAUUGUAAUAAGAUGGGUGAGUAUAUCAACUCAUGUCAAUCAUUGUUUGAAUUAUACAUACUAUCAUAGCACGUCUUUACAGUGUUAUAUAAACGAAGGAAAAGAAAUCGGCCAUGUAUCCACAGAACAUUAAUUUCAUUUGAAUGAAGUUAAAUAACAAUUUGUCUAUUUAUAAUUUGGUCCUUUGAGUCAAUAUUCAAUAUUUCUCUUAAUUUGCUGCUGUUAUAAAAUGUUUCCACGGACCCGUUAUGUUACUUUCGAGUCACACAGAAAUUGUAAACUGAAACAAAUGUAGGUAUACCAAAUACAUUUGUUUCAGUUUACAAUUGACAUGCUUGUAGGAAAUUUGACAUAUUAUGUAAAAGAAUUUUAGAAUUAUUUAAGUGCCAUCAGUGCUCACCCAUCUUAGUAAAAUUUUGAACGGAUAUUAAUUCCAUAUUAUCUAGAAACUAAAAUAAUACGACCACUCUCUCUAGUUAUUUAAGUAAAUGAUAAGUUACCAAAGCAAUGUUUGAUUUAGGUAUGUUUAGAUGGAUUAAAAAUUGAUAUAUUUUUAUAUGAAGUGAUGAAUCCCUAAGAUAUUAUUUUAUUAUUAAGAAAAAUUGUGUGUAAAAUUUACGCCAUAAUUCGAUUUAAGGGAAACUUUGUAUCCAAUAUACUUAACUCUGUUGAUACACCUACCAAACCAUUAUAAUAAUACUUAUUAAAAAUAUAAUAAAUUCUUAUGACUUAACAUAAAAUGUAUGGCUUUAAAACUUAAUUAUCUAAAAUUAAUAAUAUUUACGCCAUAAUAUUGUUUAAAAAGUAUAGAUGAGGACUUCCAAACA